UCCACUCCCAACUGCCCGCUGCUCAUGGCCCCAUGUCUCUUCCACCCGCCUGAAGCCGUACGUCGCGCUAAACCCAGGGUCUUAUCGUCAUCACUGCACUCGCGAUCUUUGCUGUUUACCUCAUCCUCCGACGGCGGCGCACCUCUCGCGGCCCCCGAAUCGAUCCGUACGCAGCCGAGGCAACCGCCAUGGCCAACCUGCGGCCGCGGACGUCGAUCCUUAAGCGCCCCGGCGGUGUCGGCGUGCUCUCCAGCGUCAACGACCGCGGCACGAUGGCCGGGUACGGAUGGGUGCGUCUUGACACAGACGAUCGCGCGUCGUUUGAAUCCACAUACGAAUAUGCCGACUCGACCAACCCGCCAACUUAUGGAGAGGCUAGCCACGGAGGUGCGCGAACCUGGACGGGUCCGAGCGAUUCUUCUGGUGCGAGCGGAGGGGCGAGCACCCCUGCUCCAGGGGAAGGAGACGCGACUGCUUUUCGCGUCCACGGUACCAUCCGCAACUCAGGCGGGUUUCGAAAGGUGCGCGGGGCGCGAGCCGACGCGCAGUCUGCAAGCCAGCCGGGGAGUGAAAGAGGCCAUGUUUUGAAGCUGCGCCUCGACCCCGUCCUUACCAACCGCGCUGCACCUCUCUCGGCCGGGAGCCCGAGCACGCCCACGCCUCAGUCUCCGCCAACGCCGCGCGCAAGUCACAUGAGUCACAUGCCUUCCUUCCGUGGCGGCGAACUGCACCGGUAUGACACGUUUGGGCGGAGACGGGAGGAUACACCUAGCACGCUGUUCGAUGUCGACGACGCAACGGUUCAGACGGCAAUUGCGGGGCAGCGUGCCGGCUCCGCGUGGGCGCCGACCCGCGUGUAGCCAGCGGCAUGGCGUUGCAAAGACGUCAGGCUGGACCAGGGAGAGUGUGUGUUCAUGAGGCGCGGGCAGGUCUGGCCUGUACGCCCAAGCGUUAAUGAGAUGAAGAAGGUAUGCAGCCGACGAAGAGGAGGGAGAGGAGGGAGACGCCGGCGUGACCAGAACAUUAUGCA
Molecule: messenger RNA, 1030 nt
Organism: Cutaneotrichosporon oleaginosum
Lineage: Eukaryota; Fungi; Basidiomycota; Tremellomycetes; Trichosporonales; Trichosporonaceae
Source: RefSeq, a predicted model, not a curated record